AUGCCUACACCCUCCGAAGACGGCCAUGCGUCUGCGACUGCACCAAACACCACCAAAUGGGACUCCGAGCACGGCGCCCAGUCGGUGUCGGAUUCUGGCCGUCGACGCAGUCUAGUCCAGAACGUCGUCCUCAUCGCAUCCGUGACCCUCUGCAUGAUCGUCAACACUGCCAACCUGACAGGAGUCAGUAUCUCGCUGCCGACAAUUGGGCGCGACCUGAACAUCGUAGAAGACAAGCUGCAAUGGAUUAUGAACGCGUACUCGUUGAGUUCCGGCUGUCUGCUUCUAUUCUUCGGCCGCCUAGCGGACCUUUACGGUCGCAAACGGCUCUUCCUCUGUGGUUGCGCCUGGCUAAGCAUCUUCGCUCUCGGUUGUGGAUUUGCGCAAGACGAGAUCACCCUCGACAUUUUACGCGGCAUCCAAGGCCUCGGAGCUGCCGCAGCCAUCCCUGCUUGUCUAGGCAUCUUGGCCCAUACCUUCCCGCCCUCCACAAUUCGCUCCAUAGCGUUCGCGACAUUCGCUUCCGGCGCUCCUAUUGGUGGUGCGCUGGGUAACGCCGUAGGAGGGGCGCUUACCCAGACCACCGAAAAGGCGUGGCGGUCUGCCUUCUUGUUCCUCGCUGGAAUGGCCGCCCUGUGUUGCGUCGGAGGGGCAUUUUCGAUUGACAAGGACGAGCCGUACCAACUCGAUGACCGGCGAGUCGACUGGCUAGGCGCUUUUCUCGGAACCUCCGGCCUGAUCCUCAUCGUAUUCGCGCUGAGCGAUGGCAACGUCGCUCCAGCCGGCUGGAAGACGGGAUACGUGAUUGCCAUCCUCAUCGUCGGCAUAUUGAUCUUCGCGCUCUUCGUCUUCUGGGAACGAUACCUGGAGCGUGUCCAGAACGACUCCGUGACGUCCGGGCGGUGGUGGACGCCCCCGCCCCUCAUGAACGUCUCGAUCUGGGGCCGCGCCAGCGGAAAACUGGGCGUGAUGCUUAUAAUCGCCUUCCUCCAAUGGUGCGGCUUCAUCUCGUUCUCGUUCUGGAUCACGCUAUAUUACCAGAACUAUGUCGGGCUUAGCCCGGUCCUGACCAUGGUCCGGCUACUGCCCAUGAAUGUGACCGGGUUCCUGUGCAACGUCGUUGUCGCGCUCGUCGUCGGCCGUGUCGAUCUUGUCAUCCUCAUCGGUAUCGGAACGACGUUUACCGCAGUCGCGAACCUACUCUUCACGGUGAUCGACCCCGCGGCUCCAUACUGGGCCUUCGGCUUCCCCGCCACGGUCCUCGCCGUCUUCGGCGCCGACUUCGUGUUCGCCGCCGGCACGCUCUUCGUCGCGAAGGUCUGCCUCCCGCACGAGCAGAGCGUCGGCGGUGCGCUCUUCAACACGCUCACCCAGGUGGGCGCGGCGUUCGGGACGGCGAUCAGCACAAUUGUAUUCAAUGCGGGGUUGACAAGGGCAUCCCGGAAGUACGGAGUAGAGGUCAAUGGGUCCGAGGCGAACGUGCCGCGGCCGGCUCAGCUCGUCGGGUACAAGGACGCGAUGUGGGCGGGCUUCGCGUUCCCUUUGUGUGGCGCGAUAUUGGCGUUGCUCUUCUUACGGGGCGUCGGUGUCGUGGGGCAUAAAUCUAGUCCAAAGUUUGUGGACAACGAUACGACGACUAAUGAAAAGAUGACCAACAAAGUUUCGAUGCGGGGCACAGAUGCUUGA
Trametes versicolor FP-101664 SS1 is the source of this 1686-nucleotide messenger RNA. Its product is annotated as efflux transporter. The transcript is spliced from 13 exons. Gene Ontology annotation, molecular function: transmembrane transporter activity. Gene Ontology annotation, biological process: transmembrane transport. Bases 1 to 1686 code for a protein of 561 amino acids. The record is from RefSeq and is a predicted model, not a curated record. NCBI's taxonomy places the organism in Eukaryota, Fungi, Basidiomycota, Agaricomycetes, Polyporales, Polyporaceae. Gene Ontology annotation, cellular component: membrane.